AUGUCUGGAUCUACGCAGCCCGUGACGCAGAGCUGGCGUGCCACCGAGCCGCGCUACCCCCCGCACGCCAUGUCCUAUCCGGUUCAGAUUACUCGACCACAUGCGGACGUCGCGCUGUUGGAGUACCAGCAUCAUUCCAGGGAUUUCGCUUCCCACCUCCCGCCGGGGUCGAUCAUGCAGCCGCAGCGCCGGAGGCCGUCCCUGCUCUCCGAGUUCCAGCCGGGCAACGAAAGAUCUCAGGAGUUGCACCUGAGGACCGAGGCGCAUUCCUAUCUCUCUGACCUGACCAAGCCGUCGGACUUGGAGUUCAUCGAAACCAAGAGACCGCGCCUGGAUCUGCUGCAGGACCCCCUGAUGCGGCACUCGCCUCUCCUGAACCAGAGCCAGCAGGGAGGGACAGAGGAUCUCUCGAAGGAUCGUGGCCUGCCUGGCAAACUGGAGCCAGUGUCGCCCGUGAGCCCUGCGCACCCCGAUGCCGAGCUGGACCUGCUGCCGGCCCGGCUGUCGAAGGAGGAGCUCAUUCAGAACAUGGACCGCGUGGACCGCGAGAUCACCAUGGUGGAGCAGCAGAUCUCCAAGCUGAAGAAGAAGCAGCAACAGUUGGAGGAAGAAGCAGCCAAACCACCAGAGCCUGAGAAACCCAUCUCCCCCCCUCCUAUCGAGUCCAAACAUCGCAGCUUGGUGCAGAUCAUCUACGACGAGAACAGGAAGAAGGCCGAGGCUGCCCACCGGAUCCUGGAAGGACUGGGUCCACAGGUGGAGCUGGUGAGUGCCACCUCUCGCUGCGGGGAGCGCAAGCCGGAUCAAAAUGUAAUUAUAAUCAAGAAGCAGCCUGACCCGUUGGUGAAGGCAGAGCUGAAGGUCUGGCCGCGUCCGGGGCUGAGCACACGGCAAAGAAACCAGGCAAUGCGGAAAAAGUUAAUUUUGUACUUUAAGAGGAGAAACCAUGCUCGCAAACAGUGGGAACAGAAGUUUUGCCAGCGUUACGACCAGCUGAUGGAAGCCUGGGAAAAAAAAGUGGAGCGCAUCGAAAAUAACCCCCGGCGCCGUGCCAAAGAGAGCAAAGUGCGGGAAUACUAUGAGAAGCAAUUCCCGGAGAUCAGAAAGCAGCGGGAACUGCAAGAGCGCAUGCAGAGCAGGGUAGGACAGAGGGGCAGCGGCGGGCUCUCCAUGUCGGCCGCACGCAGCGAGCACGAGGUGUCGGAAAUCAUCGACGGGCUCUCAGAACAAGAGAACCUGGAGAAGCAGAUGCGCCAGCUCGCCGUCAUCCCGCCCAUGCUCUACGACGCUGACCAGCAGCGCAUUAAAUUCAUCAACAUGAACGGCCUCAUGGAUGACCCCAUGAAGGUCUACAAGGACCGGCAGGUGAUGAACAUGUGGAGUGAGCAGGAGAAGGAGACCUUCCGGGAAAAGACGGUGGCGGACUGCGUCCUGUAUUACUACCUGACCAAGAAGAAUGAGAAUUACAAGAACCUCGUGAGAAGGAAUUACCGGCGGCGCGGGAAGAGCCAGCAGCAAAUGCCCCGGAGCAGCCAAGAAGAGAAAGAUGAAAAAGAGAAAGAAAAGGAGAAGGAGGGAGAGAAGGAGGAAGACAAGCAGGAAACAGAGAACGACAAAGACGAACUGACCAAGGCAGCGAUGAGGUUUCGCUCUCCCACGAGUUACCCAGCGCGGUUCGCCCGGAUGAAGGGGAGGCGUUUUCGAGCCGGGGUUGUCCUGGCUGAGCAGAAUACAGCCCCGGGACAGCGAGACGCCAAAGUCGCGGCACUAGAGCUGAGCUGGCUGGGGGUCCUGACUCCGCACCCACACCUCGCGUGGCGGCACGGUCUCCUUGAGCAUGGGCGGAACUGGUCAGCCAUUGCCAGGAUGGUGGGCUCCAAGACCGUGUCGCAGUGCAAAAACUUCUACUUCAACUACAAGAAGAGGCAGAACCUGGACGAGAUCCUACAGCAGCACAAACUGAAAAUGGAGAAAGAACGGAACGCCAAGAGGAAGAAGAAAAAAGGCACCGCCGUUCAAAACGAAGAAGCCGCCUUCCCUCCCGUGGCCGAGGACGAGGAGAUGGAGGUGUCGGGGACGAGCGGCAACGAGGAGGAGAUGGCUGAGGAGGCGGAAGCUGCAGUAAAUAACAGCUCCGACACCGAGAGCAUUCCCUCGCCAAGGCCCGAAGCCAAAGAAGGAGGCGAAAACGUGGCCAAGGCACCACCCGGGCCGGGAGGUGACUCCGGCGCAGAACCGGCAGUCAAGUUGGAAGAGGCUCCAACACCCCCCGACGACGUGGUGAAAACGGAGGAGCCGGAGGAGAAGGUGAGCGAGGAGCCCUGCAAGAGCGAGGUGAAGAAGGAGGAGAGCGAAGACAGCCAGGAGAAGGAGAAGGGGAAUGACAAGAAGGCGGAAAGCGGCGUCAGCGGCGCAGGGACAGCGGGGAUGGAGGGGACGCCCAAGGCCGAGAAGAAGGAGAGCCAUAAAGGCAGUAAAGGCGCCGGGGUGAACCCCGACAGCGACUCCAGCGCAACCUGCAGUGCAGACGAGAUGGAUGAGCAGGAUGCCGUGGACAAGAGCAGGUUGCUGUCCCCCCGGCCCAGCUUGCUCAACACCGCCAGCGACGCCAGGCUGAACUCCUCGCCGCAGAAGCCGCUGGACCUGAAACAGCUGAAGCAGCGUGCUGCUGCCAUCCCUCCCAUCAUUUCCGAAGGUUUCUCGGAGGGGAUGUUGCAGAGUGGAAGCGUGAAGCCUCAGGUGCCUCCCCAUGCCUUGGCCCUCUACCAGCAGCAGAUCACGAAAGCCCACGAGUCGGCCCGCGAGGACGUGCCCCCGAGCAAGCUGUCGCAGUCCCAGCAGCAGGCUGAGAAGGAGCAGCAGCAGCCAAGCAGCAGUCCCAGGGGAAAGAGCCGGAGCCCUGCUGUCGGCGACAAGGAAGAAAAGUCCGUGCAUUUCUCAUCCAUCACAGAGGCUCAGAAGCUGAGGGCGGAGCCGACAGCCGCCUCGUGCUGGCCCCCUGUCCUGUCCUACUCCCGGGAUGUGAUCAAAACCUCGCCCCAGGCGGAGCCCCACUUGUUCCAGUAUAACCCACCAGGACACCCCAUCCCGCUAAACCUGCAUGAGAGCUCUCGCUCGGGGCUGCAGAGGCUAGCGAGCAUCUCCAACCCUCCUCCCCUCAUCUCCUCCACCAAGCACCCCUCGGUGCUGGAGAGACCCGUCGGAUCCAUUUCCCCAGGCAUGCCCCUCCAGCUCCACACACCCUACAGCUCCGAGCACGCCAAGGUCCCCGUCGGCUCCAUCACCAUGGGCCUGCCGCUGACCAUGGAUCCCAAGAAACUGGUGCCUUUUCCUGGAGUAAAGCAGGAACAACUUUCUCCUAGAAGCCAGGCCAGCCAGCCGGAAAGUCUGGUUCUGCAGCCGUCCCAGGAGGGCUCCCUCCUGCGGGGUACUUCCCUCAGCUCUGCCUCGGGAGGGAGCAUCACCAAGGGAACGCCCACAUCCAGACCCCCUCCGGAGUCACCCAUCACCUACCGAGGGUCCAUCACACACGGCACCCCGGCAGAAGUGCUGUACAAAGGAACCAUUACCAGGAUAAUCGGAGAAGACAGCCCUAGCAGAGCAGAGAAGGCGAGAGAGGAUGCCAUGCCCAAAGGACAUGUCAUCUACGAAGGGAAGAAAGGCCACGUGCUCUCCUACGAGGGUAAGUCCACAUGUCCCAAAGAAGACAGCAGGAGCUCGGGAGCUUCGCAUGAGACCACGGGAACCAAGCGGACCUACGAUAUGAUGGAGGGGAGGAUCAGCCGGGGCUUAUCAGCCCGCGAUACCUUAUCUGCCAGCAUUGAAGGUCUCAUGGGUCGAGCGAUCCCGACCGACCGACACAGUCCCCAUAACCUAAAGGAGCAGCAUCACAUGCGGGGCUCAAUUACACAAGGAAUACCUCGGUCCUAUGUGGAGGCCCAUGAGGACUACCUCAGAAGAGAAGCCAAGCAGCUCAAGAGGGAAAACACUCCACCGAGGGACUUAUCUGAUGCCUACAAGGUCAGGUCUCACGAGGGCCUUACUCCCCUGAAAAUGAAACCAGCCCACGAAGGCCUGGUGGCCACGGUGAAAGAAGCGGGACGAUCAAUCCAUGAGAUUCCCCGGGAGGAGCUGAGGCGGACACCAGACAUCUCUCUGACGAGACCUCUGAAGGAAGGCUCCAUCACACAGGGUACACCGCUGAAGUAUGACAGCGGCUCUUCCUCCUCCAGUAGCAAAAAGCACGACGUGCGGUCCAUCAUCGGCAGUCCCGGCAGGACUUUUCACUCUGUGCACUCGCUGGACGUCAUCCAAGAUCCGAGGAAUCUAGAGAGAGCUUACGAAGAGAGCCUGAAAAACAGGCCAAGCCCGGUGACAAACUCGGGUGGCUCCAUCGCCAGAGGGGCUCCUGUGAUUGUACCCGAGCCGGGCAAGCCCCACCAAAGUGCCCUCGCCUACGAGGCGCACAGAGGGUCUCCGGUCUCCACGCGGGAAUCCACGCCGCGGCAGCAUGAAGGGAGCAUCACUGCCGGGAAGCCGGUGUCCCAGGACAGAAAGAUCACCCCCACGUCCAGAGAGCUCACCAAUUCCAAGUCUCCGCAUGCCCCCGUGGCCGACCACCACCACCCCAUCUCCCCAUACGAGCACCUCCUCCGUGGUGUGAGCGGGGUCGAUCUGUACCGAGGACACAUCCCGCUGGCUUUCGACCCCGCUGCCAUCCCGAGAGGAAUCCAGCUGGAAGCAGCUGCUGCUUACUACCUGCCGAGGCAUCUGGCUCCGAGCCCCACGUACCCCCACCUGUACCCCCCGUACCUCAUCCGCGCCACGGCCAUGGCGCAGCGGGCGGACAUGCUGCGUGGCUUGUCACCCCGGGAGCCCUCCCUCGCCCUCAACUAUGCAGCAGGUCCUCCCGGCAUCAUUGACCUGUCCCAAGUGCCACACCUGCCCGUCCUCGUGCCCCCUACCCCUGGCACCUCUGCCACCACCAUGGACCGCAUCACCUACAUCCCCGGGCCCCCGCAGACCUUCAGCAGCCGGCACAGCAGCUCCCCGCUCUCCCCAGGAGGCCCCACGCACAUGACCAAACAGUCGGGAUCAUCGGUGUCCGAGCGGGAACGGGAGCGGGAACGGGAGAGGGAACGUGAAAAAUCCAUCCUGGCCUCCACCACGGUGGAACAUGCACCCAUCUGGAGACCAGGUACAGAGCAGUCAAGCAGCCGUUCGUCCUCACACUCUCACAGCCACCAGCACUCUCCUGUCUCGCCCCGCACCCACGAGACCAUCCAGCAGCGCCCCAGCGUGCUCCACAACACGAGCAUGAAGAUCAUCUCCUCGGAGACCCCCACCCCUUCCGUCCUGCGAUCCUCCUCCACCACGACCACAUCACCGAUCCGCUCCGCCGCCUUCCCCUCGGCCUCCACCCUGCGCUCCUCCAUCAGCGCGGCAGACGGCUACGCAGCGCUGAUGGACCCGGCCGUCCUGCAGAAAGAGGCCUCGAGGGCACGGGAAGCCAAGGCAGAACGACCCCAGACUGACAACAACGUCUUCACCUCAAAGCUGCCCAGUGGGGCCAACCUCGAACAGUCACCUUCACCCAUUAAAGCCAUGGAGUCGAGACCUUUACCUGCCUCCGGACCUGGUUCUUCUCAUCACUAUAGCAGAGGACAGGGGAAAAGCCAACAGCACCAUCACCCUCUGGACCAGCAGCACGCAGCCUCGGGCCCCGAGCAGCACAGCAGAGAAAAGAGUCAAAGUAAACCCUUUUCAAUGCAGGAACAGGAGCUCCGAGCACUCGGCUUUCAUGGAGGCUACAGCCCUGAGCGGAUGGAAGCGGUGAGUCCCGUGAGCUCGCCCAGCCUGUCCCAUGAGAAAGGGGCCAAGAUGCUGCAGGAUGCGGAGAAGGGGCACGGCGAGCAUGACCUGAGACAGAAGCAGCAAGGCUCGCUGAAGGCCUCGGCUCCCGAAGCAGCCCACCUGCAGCACCUCCGGCAGCCCGACGGCCCCCAGCCCCAGUGCCAGCCCCUCCAGUCCAGCCAGAGCAUCAAGGGCAUGAACCAGCGGGUGGUCACGCUGGCCCAGCACAUCAGUGAGGUCAUCACGCAGGACUACACGCGCCAUCACCCGCAGCAGCUCAACUCCCACAUCCAGGCCCCGGUGUACUCCUUCCCCGGGGCCACGUGCCCCGUGCUGGACCUGCGCCGCACCCCCAGCGAGGCCUAUCUGCAGCAACAGGAGCACGUGGUGGCCUCCAGGAUCUCCCCGCAGAACGAAGGCGGCAAAAGACCGGAGCACGCCAAGGCCGCCGCGUACCCGGUCCUGUACCGCGACGGCGAGCAGAUGGACCACAGGAUGGGGUCCAAGUCCCCAGGAAACAACACUCAGCCUCCAGCUUUCUUCAGCAAGCUGACUGAGAGCAACUCUGCCAUGGUGAAGUCCAAGAAGCAGGAGAUCAUCAAGAAGCUCAGCACGACCAACAAAAAUGAAACGGAGUACAAUGUUGGGCAGCCUGGGACAGAGAUUUUCAAUAUGCCGGCGAUUACCGGAGCAGGGCUAAUCAGUUGUAGGAGCCAGUCGGUCCAAGAGAAUUCCAGUACCAACAUGGGGUUGGAGGCAAUAAUUAGGAAAGCCCUAAUGGGUAAAUAUGACGAGCAGUGGGAAGAGCGCUCACCUCUCAGUGCCAAUGCUUUUAACUCUCUGAAUGCCAGUGCAAGCCUGCCCGCUGCUAUGCCCAUAACUCCUGCUGAUGGACGAAACGAGGACGUGCGCUCCUUGCCAGCUUUGAGCUUUGUGAAUCCGCUGAUUAAUCCUGGUCUUGUUUGA
Opisthocomus hoazin is the source of this 6819-nucleotide messenger RNA. NCBI's taxonomy places the organism in Eukaryota, Metazoa, Chordata, Aves, Opisthocomiformes, Opisthocomidae. The record is from RefSeq and is a predicted model, not a curated record.